GAGCGGGCCCGUCCGCCCUGCCCUGCCCGCUGGCCGGGGCGGAGGCCAGGCAGCACCGCCUCCCCGGGGCGGGCGGCUCCGGCGGCGGCACACGGCCAUGCGGCUGCCCGGCGGGACGCUGCCGGCCCCCUUCUUCCUCGCCCUUUGCGUCUGGAGGCUGGUGCCGCGCCGGGAGGCCGCAGGAACAGAAGAAGUGGUCUUCGGAAAGGUUGGAGGAAGCGUCCUCCUUUUAUGCCGAAAUGUCUCCAAAGAAGCAACCGAGGUGGUCUGGUUUCAAGGGGAUCCGCACUCUUUCCCCCCGCUCUUCUCCUCGAGGGUCGCCUUCCCACCAGACAUCCGUUUCUCCCUGGUUGACAACAGCGCUCUCAGCAUCACAGAGCUGCGCCUGCAGGAUGAAGGCAACUACACUUGUAGGGAGGUGCUGAACAAGACGGACCACGAGCACAGAGUCCAGCUCCUAGUAGGCAAUCCGCCGCAGUCAACCCCAAAAUGCUGGGCUGAGACCUCCUCGUCAGGGCUGAUGCUGCAGCUGUUUUGCAGCUGGCCUGGGGGGUAUCCCCACCCCACCCUGCACUGGAGAGAAGAGGGGCAAAAUCUGGAGAACUCAAGCUGGGUCAUCAGCUCCACAAGCUCCUCGGACACCCAUGUGGAAACGCUGAACAGCUCCCACCUCUCCCACCGCAAAGUAUUCAAGUGUGUUGGGAGCCAUAUCGUCAAGCAGGAGGAGCCUGCAUGCACUGUGGAGAUAAAAAUCCCUUCACUGGAAUCGGAGCCCCCGAAGACCUGCUUUGUGGGUGACAAUGUGACCUUGACAUGCCGUGUGACCGAGAGCACCCCAGCAGCAAGGCUCACCUGGCUGCGGGGCAUCACCCAGCCAGAGGUGGAGAUCCAGCCUGGAGGGAGGUACCUCAUCACCCAGGAGGGCAACGUGUCCCGGCUCACCAUCCGGAACUGCUCCCAGGGCACCGACGGGGGCUGUUACAUCUGCAAGGCACAGAACCCCGUGGGGCUGAGGGAGCUAUUCGUCUGCCUGACGGUGAAGCAACCAGAGAACAUCAUUGGGGUCGUGGGUGCAGUGGUGGUCCUGUCCCUGCUGGCUAUUCUCACCGUCACCGGGGUCGUCCUGUACUACAAUCCCCUCCUGUGCCUGAGAGGUGCUGCAUUCAGGAAUCAAGACUCAGGUGAUGUGCUAGUGCUGGUGGACUCGGAAGACGAUGAUGAGGGGAGGGGGGAAGAGGAGACCAUGAGCAGCUCCACCAAGCAUGAGGCGCUGGCACUGGUCAAUGGGAACAGCGCCCAGACCGCUUACCUCAGCCGCCUGACGGAAGGUGACAAUGGCGAGCAGCACAGCAAGGUGCCUCCGCAGGAAGCGAGGGGAGAGGAGAUGUGAGGCUCGUGGUUCCAUCCCUUCUUGCAGAAGCACACAGCACCCGGCUGGGCGCCAGCAUCGAGCCCGUCCUCACUGCAGCGGGGCCGGGCGCAGGCCCGUAGCAUCCUGCAGUGGGCUGGUUCGGUCAGAGAUCCCCUCUUGUUUCUCCACUCUCCCCCAGCUUUCACCCUGCCCUUUCCCAGCCACACUUCUCCAUUUCUUCUCUCCUCUUUUCAUGUUCCUCUUUGUCUCAGGUGUCCUUUUUAAACAGGGUUAUGCCCAGCGCAGGCAGAGCCUGGGAGGUGGGUCCCAGUAGCCUGCUUUGAUGCCUGUGACAGACUGGUAUACCAGUAUGGGGGUCUGGCUCAGUCACCACGAGCGCUGCUGGGGUUGUGGGGAGCGUGAUGGAGAGGAUUGCCGCGGGGCCGGGGAGGUCCUGGAAUAAUGGAAGAGACAACUGGAGCACAUGCAGGACAUGGGUGAUGCUAACUAGGCAGGCUUAAUUGUUUUUGUUAUAAAUAUUUUUUCUCCUA
Messenger RNA from Falco peregrinus (peregrine falcon), 1902 nucleotides. RefSeq names its product V-set and immunoglobulin domain containing 10 (gene VSIG10). The coding region runs from base 98 to 1390 and encodes 430 amino acids. The transcript has 8 exons. Lineage: Eukaryota; Metazoa; Chordata; Aves; Falconiformes; Falconidae. The record is from RefSeq and is a predicted model, not a curated record.